UUAUAGGAUAUCUACGCUCUGUUUAGCCAGUCGAGUUGCAACUUUCAAGGCAGCAAGUCGUAGUGCAGUGGCGAUCGUCGCGACAUCCUACGAAACACGAAAUGCUGCUCGGCGUCGGCGCGCGAGUGAUGCGUUCUACUGAGAGACGUAAUUUCGUAACCACGCGCAAUCGGCUGCAAACACACGUUUUGCACUAUAGCAAUUCUUGAAAGAGCUCGUAAAGGACAUGGCAACAAAAAAUAAUGCCAUUGCCUUCAUCGACGGUGCGAUAGGAUCGAUCCAAAUUAAUCUCAAUGAAACACACGUAAGAUAUCGCGCAAAGUUAAAGGAGAAACUUCUCUUUAAUGCGUCAUACCAGACUGACUAAUCGGAGAUAAGUGUGAAACAAAUCUUCUCUUACACGCACAGAAUGAUGUAAUCUACACUAACCGGAAAACACAAAUAAGCUAUCCUUCCUAGAACUGCACCUUAAAGAGGCUGCAAUAUAUUUCAAUAAAGAGAACUUUUAUUUUGUUAAGAUAUAAAACGGUAUGUGUACAUGAAUAACGGACUGAGCAUUGAUCGUUAGUAAACGGAAGUGUAAGAACACCAUGAAAUAACCAAGUAAUUGACUUGGCUCUUUACUUACUACUCACUAUUCAUUAUUCAUUAUAAUUCUAAAUUCUAAUAACUCUAAGAAGCCUAUUGAGUUACCAAAAAGUUUUAUCAGAAGAAAUUAUACGAAUUGUAGUAAAUUAUUACAACUUUAUUAGAACUAGAUAAGAUAAGAUAAGAUAGGAUGUAUUACGUGUCUCGUUUUAAUAACGUGAGUAAUACGCGAGUCUUUCCGUCUUUCCGUGUUUCUUAGGCUAACUAAACCUAAGUUGUUAAAAAGAAACGAGUUUUCUUUUUACAACUCUUACCUUCCCUUCUGCACGGAGAACGGAAUUGUACCUACGAUAUUUCAUCAAACCGCAUCGUUGCGAGAAAUUCCUUCCGUGAUUGAAGUUAUUUUCUUCUUCACUGUCUCAUCAAUGCUCGGAGAUUACUCGUACAAAACUUUCUUCUGUUAUAGAAUAGCAACUAAUAGACAUGAAACUAGAUACAAACCCCGUUAAACAUAUGUAAAUAAAGUUUAACAAAUUAUGUUAGAGACAGUUGCAACUGCACGAAAUAUAACUUGAAAACUUAUUCUGAAUUCAUGGAUACGGUAUACCGUGUUGAAUGUUUAACGGGAGGAUUAGUGCUGUGCAUAUCUAGUACGUUAGUAUCUCGGUUAACUUUACAAGAAAUGCAGACGACAUAUCUUCAGAAGAGCAUCGCCAAAGCAAUGAAGAAAAGAUCGUGUCUUUUUAUCAGCCUAAUUAUGGCAACGACUUUGAUAAUCUGUUUCUUCUCGACCGCUUACGACGAUUUUCAAAUUCACAACAUAUUUCUCAAGAUAAUUCGCGAAGAGGAUUAUUUUGCAAAUGAAACCGCCAGAGCUAGGACGUAUAGAGAAAGAGGCAUAAAAACUAUUCUUCUGUGGAACACGUUGUUCGGUGAUAGGAACUUUUAUUUUGGAGAUGGCGACAUUUUCCGCGAUUGUUCCUUCAAUAAGUGCAAAGUCUUUAACGAUCGGGAUUAUUUGUAUGUGGAGGAUUACGACGCGAUUCUUUUCCACGGUAACGAGAUGAACGAAUAUGAAGUGCCACAGAAGAGGAAGGCGACGCAAUUUUACGUAUAUGUUAAUUUGGAAAGUCCAGCCAAUCGAGAAAUACAUCCCAAAUAUCAGAAGAACUACUUCAAUCUCACGAUGACAUAUCGACUCGAUAGUGAUAUACCCUGGACUUAUGACAUCAUAGAAGCUGUAAAGAGUGGCGAGUUCGUCGCACCCUCAAAGGAUGCUGACUGGAGCGCUAUCCAAAAUAAUACAAGUGCAAGGAACGCGGUAGAUGAAGUGCCAUCUGCGAUAUUGGACACCGUCAGGGGUAAGAGCAAACCGGUAACUUGGUUUGUAAGCAAUUGCCAUGCCAAAAGUGGCCGACUGGAGUAUGUGCAGGAGCUGUCGAAGCACAUAGACGUCGAUAUUUAUGGCAGAUGCGGCAGAUUUAGCUGCAAGAGGGACCGAAACUGUUUUAGCAAUAUAGUCGAGGCCGACUACUUUUUCUAUCUAUCCUUCGAGAAUUCCUUUUGCGACGAUUACGUGACGGAAAAGCUGAUGAAUCCGCUCAGGUAUAAUGUCGUCCCAGUGGUUUACGGAGGCGCCAAUUAUAGUCAGUUCGCACCGCCGAAUUCUUAUGUGAAUGCCUUGGACUUUGAGAGUCCGAAGGAACUCGCCGCGUACUUGAAAUAUCUCUCUCAGGAUCUGCAUCGAUAUCAAAGCUUUUUACAAUGGAAAAAAUAUUAUCGAGUCAAUGUCGGAACGAAGCGGGCCGUUUGUACCCUUUGCGAGGUGCUGCAUAAGCAGAAAAAACCGAAAAUGUAUUUGGAUUUAUCGGAUUGGUACGCCAAAGAUAAAUGUCCUAUUCAGACGUUUCUAGAUAAUAGUGUCGAUAAAUACGCAACGAAACAUACGAUAAUCGCGGACUGAAAUAAAGGAACCAGAUUGUAAAAUGAGAAAAUGGAAACAUUAAUAGUAUAGUUAAAUAAAAAAGAUUUAAAAGAGAAUACCAUAUGAGAUAGUUAAACUUAAAUAUUGACUGUAAAUUGACAUGUUCCUGGAUUUAACUUUGCAUGUGUGUAUAAUGUAUAAAUAAUGUAACAAUUACAUUUUCAAUUUGUCACUUUAUACUUUCGUUGAUCGGAAUCCAACUUUAAUUUUAAAAUACUUUCCAAAUCCAUCUUAUAUUUCCAAAUUGAACAUGACUUUACUAAAAUGUAUCAGUAUUAUUAGCUUUGAUUCAUCUUAAUUUUGGAAACUUUGAUUUGAAUUCGUAAUUAAGCCUGUACGUGAUAAUUAAGAUAUCUCUCCGUUCAUUCGUUAUCCAAUUAUGUAUAUUGAGCGUUUCCAAGUCUGUAACAAGAUGAACAACGAUGCGCAGCUUCGACGUUUGACUUAUACAUCGAUAAUGGGUCAUUAGGCCGAGCCUAUAUAGUACAUCAAUAUAUUCACUACUCGCUUGAUUAGUCAAGAUCAAAGCGGCCAAGCUCCAUCGCCCUAACAUUGCUAUGCUCCGAGAAUUUGAGUAAGACAGAUAUGUGAUUCAUUUCAUAUCCAUAAAGGAAUUUUACCAACUUACGAAAAUUACAUAUUAUUGAAAAUUCCAACGAUAUUUAAUAGACUGAACGUGAAUGUAAAACAUAUUUGUAUGAAAGACUGACGUUAAACAUUUCACCAAAAAA
Monomorium pharaonis (pharaoh ant) is the source of this 3303-nucleotide messenger RNA. It is a transcript of the gene FucTC, whose product is annotated as alpha-(1,3)-fucosyltransferase C. The record is from RefSeq and is a predicted model, not a curated record. The transcript has 4 exons. Lineage: Eukaryota; Metazoa; Arthropoda; Insecta; Hymenoptera; Formicidae. Gene Ontology annotation, molecular function: alpha-(1->3)-fucosyltransferase activity. The coding region runs from base 1181 to 2551 and encodes 456 amino acids. Gene Ontology annotation, cellular component: membrane.